Molecule: messenger RNA, 1831 nt
Organism: Prorocentrum cordatum
Lineage: Eukaryota; Dinophyceae; Prorocentrales; Prorocentraceae
Source: the annotation of a GenBank genome assembly
UGCAGGAUCGAGCACGCCUUGCGUGUGAGGGGAAGCGAAGGGCGAGAGGGGCGGAGGAGACGAGGCAGGGCCCCGCACCACAGGUCGAGCUGCUCCGCUCCCCGCGAGCGCGCGCCCCUCGACUGCGAAGGACCCCCCCCCAACCCUCCCGCGAUGCUCUGCGCCGCGGGCGCCCACAUGCCGCCCUGCAGCGUCGUCGCCGUCCGCCCGAGCGAGAAGACGCCGCCCGACAGCGUCCUCGCUGUCCGCCCAGGCGGGCCACCGCAGCGCGGGGCCCCGCCGGCGCGGCGGCACCUGGGGUGGCGGGCGCCGCAGCCCCGCGAGGGGGGCGACCGCCACGCGGAGCAGCAACCGCACCGUGCGGGGCGCUGCCAGGAGCCUCUCGUCGUCGCGGCUGGGCCCGCGCCGAACACGCGGGCCUGGCUGGGUCCCGAGGACCACCCGAGGGCAGAUGCCGAGCGGCUUCGGGCGCAGGACCCCCCCGGGCGCUGGUGGCUGCAGCCGGAGGUGGGCAGCGGCGAGGCGGGCGGGCAGCGGCCGCCGCCUCUCCAGGAGGGCCCCCAGGUCUGGGGGAUCUACCAGGGGCGCGCCUCGCACCCGCGCUUCGGCAAGAACGUCCCCCUGCAGAUCGAGCUCUACUGGGAGUUUGAGCGCGUGGGCGGCGUCUGGUUCAUGCUCCAGAAGAGCGUGGACGUCGUCGCCUGGAGGACCGACGAGUGGCCCCUGGUCGUGCGCUCCCUCGGCGGCAUGAGCGCCACACUUUGGGGGAGGGAGGUGACGCCCGAUCGCUACGCCGGCGAGGUCAGCGUCGGUGCCGAUGGUGGCGGCACCUUCGAGCUCCUUCGGUGCCCCCAAGGCUCCUUUGGUGCCGAGUUCUCGAGUUGGGGGUCGGCGAACCCUUGUGACUCGUCAAGCGCGGGCUCCUUGAUCGCCUCCGUGCAGGAGCCCACCAUGCACCACAAAGGGCUGCCGCUUUAUCAGAAGACCCAUCCUCCGAUGCAGGAUUCUGUCGCGAAGGCCAUGCCGAAGGAGAUGAACCCCCAGCUGAUCUUCACCACGGAGGAGGAACUCGCCAAAGCAACCGCCGAGGUCCUCAAGGCGCACCCAAACGGCAUCGACUUGGCCCAGUUGAAGCAGACCAUCCACAGGAGCACUGGAGUCUGGUUGUCCGAGGCAUUCCUGGGCUACAAAAAGCUCAGCGUUCUCCUGAGCUCACCCACCAUUGAUGGCGCGUGCUGUAGUCAGCGCGUCGGUAGCUGCAACCGCGUGUUCGGGCGUGGGUCCGCACCGCCCGAGGCGGGGGCAUGCGAGGGCGUCCCUUGUCUCGCGGACCAGUGUCACCCUGGCAAGCUCUGACCUGCGGCUUGCGUGGCUCUUGAGGCCUCUUUGAGGCCUUCUACUAGAGUGUAGAGGGAAUCCAUGGCUUUGGCAGCAACUCAUGGGAGCUUGGUUUUACCUUCGAAAUUCCGUCUCUGCGUCGAUUGGCGCCGAUUCGCAAGAGCCAGCGGGAUGACAUGGGAGGCUCCCAUGCGUUGCCAUAGGGCAUGACCCUGUGGCGUGGUUCCCACGAGCCAGAUUGCGCUCCCACGCUGAAACACAGCUUCAGAGUGGGGUGUGUGGGCGACCAGUCUCACAUCGUACACUGUCCCUGGGGACAUGGCUGACGGGGGGGCGUCCCCUGUGCGUGGGCAUUCUCCUUCUCCCUGUUUAGCCAGCGCGCUGCUGGCCGCAGCGUGCACAUUAGGUUUUCGUUGCUUUUCGGGCCUGGAGCUCAACCAGCAGCAUUUAUAGCAAGGCACAGUUAUCGACACCAUCGGCAAGCAGGCGUGGG